ACUAUUGCGCAUCUCUAACCACGCCUCGUCUUAACAUUCGCGGUCACGCUGCAUCCUCACGCAGUCGCAGCAGCAGCUGACAGCCUCUGGCUCUCCCUCGACACGGCCGUCCCAUGGGCCCCCUACUGCACUUCGAUACCCGACUCCCGGCCGUGAUCCCGUUCAACGCCGAUACUGACGCCGAGCGCCCUCCUUGACACUCUUUAGCCCACCUAUUCAUAAUGAUUCCGCGCCGCGAGGAGGAGGUUGAGCCUACGCCGGCGACGCCGCUCAGCCCGCGCAGUAGCACUACGUCCAACGACAGCCGCUUCCUAUACGACGAUGAUUUCCUCGAGAGCCCCGUACGCUCGCCGGCGAGCGACGUGAGCGUGUGGGACGAGGGCAAGAAGCCACACAGCAGGGUCCGACACGCCAUUGGCAUCGCGCUGCUGCUCGCCACCGUCUUCCUGUGGACCGCCUCGAACUUCCUAGCCAGUACCAUCUUCGCAGACUCGUCCUACGACAAGCCCUACUUCGUCACUUAUGUAAACACCGCCUUCUUCCUCAUCCCACUGAUUCCCAUGGCGCUGCACCACCUCUGGGCCGAGCGCCGCUCCACCACCGCCCCGCAGCCCCUCGCCGCAACCCUGCGCUCCUUCGUCCACCGCCGCGCCGGCAAAUGGACGCUCCUGCGCGACCACGAGACCCCCGCGCGCCGCCCCAGCAAGGCUUCCGAUCCCGAGGGCGCCGAGCUGCUCCUGGGCUCCUCGACCCACGGCUCCGUCCACGACCCGCAGGAACUGCACCCGGACGCGGGCCUCACGCUGCACGAGACGGCCAAGCUCGCGCUCGAGUUCUGCAUCCUGUGGUUCCUGGCCAACUACUUCGCGGCCGCGUGUCUAGCCCACACCACCGUGGCAUCUAGCACGAUCCUGGCCUCGACGUCGUCUAUCUGGACGCUCCUGUGCGGCGCGCUGCUGCGCGUCGAGCGCUUCACGCUGCGCAAGCUCGUCGGCGUCGCGGCCUCGCUCGCGGGCGUCGCGCUCAUCUCCUCCAUCGACGCCUCGGGCCAGUCCGACGCGGACCGCGGCUCGUUCCCGCACAAGGCGCCGCGCGAACUCGCGCUCGGCGACGCCAUGGCGUUUGGCUCCGCCGUGCUGUACGGCUUCUACGCCGUGCUGAUGAAGAAGCGCAUCGGCAGCGAGUCGCGCGUCAACAUGCCGCUGUUCUUCGGGCUCGUCGGGCUCGCCAACGUGCUCCUGCUCUGGCCGGGGCUCGUCGUGCUGCAUCUCACCCGCGUCGAGACCUUUGAACUACCCCCGACAAACAAGAUCCUGACCAUCGUGCUCGUCAACAGCGCGUCCUCGCUCGUCAGCGAUUUCUGCUGGGCGUACGCCAUGCUGCUCACCUCGCCGCUGGUCGUCUCCGUCGGGCUGAGCCUGACGAUCCCGCUCAGUCUGGUGGGUCAGAUGGUGCUGGAUGCGCAGUAUGCGUCGUGGCUGUACUGGGUCGGGGCGGCGAUCAUGGUGGUGAGUUUCCUGUUUAUUAAUCGCGAGGAGCGGAGGGACGAGGAGGAGGGCGUGGCUGGGGGGUAUACGGGGGUGGACGGGGGGCAGGGAGGGUUGGCGGGCGGAGAGGCGAGGGGGUUUGAUUCGAGGCGCAGCUCGAGGGCGAGUGUGCGGUGAGGUGACGCGAAGGGUGUUGGGUUGAGGGCGUUGAGCGGCAUUGCCGGUGUUUUGGGUUUCUUGUAUAUACACACACGCAUCCACACGGUUGUUGUAAA
Messenger RNA from Boeremia exigua, 1762 nucleotides. RefSeq names its product vacuolar membrane protein. The transcript has 2 exons. Lineage: Eukaryota; Fungi; Ascomycota; Dothideomycetes; Pleosporales; Didymellaceae. Gene Ontology annotation, cellular component: membrane. Bases 222 to 1664 code for a protein of 480 amino acids. The record is from RefSeq and is a predicted model, not a curated record. Gene Ontology annotation, biological process: regulation of peptide transport.